This is a messenger RNA of Aspergillus versicolor CBS 583.65, 1706 nucleotides long. Its product is annotated as glycoside hydrolase family 18 protein. The record is from RefSeq and is a predicted model, not a curated record. Lineage: Eukaryota; Fungi; Ascomycota; Eurotiomycetes; Eurotiales; Aspergillaceae. Gene Ontology annotation, biological process: chitin catabolic process; carbohydrate metabolic process. Gene Ontology annotation, cellular component: extracellular region. The coding region runs from base 146 to 1552 and encodes 468 amino acids. Gene Ontology annotation, molecular function: chitinase activity; chitin binding. The transcript is spliced from 6 exons.
CUGCAUCUCAACGAGAAUUGUUAUACUUCACUCACUCUGACUAUACAAAUCUUCCAUCCCGCUAUAAGAAUUCCGCUCUCACUCUUCUCCGCUCCUUUUCUCUCUCUUUCCACUCAACAACUAAUUUCCUCCCCACCCCUUCAUCAUGAAGCUCUUCACGGUCCUUCUUCCCGCUGUCUUUCUCGGCUUCCAAGUAGCUGCUCUUCCCUCGCCCUCUGGUCUCGAGAACUCUCGUCCCGGAUCCCGUUGUAGUCCAACCACCGGUCUCAGCAAUGGCACCCAUACCAAUGGCACCAACCAUGCACCAGGAAAUGUUACCGACAGGGUUCCCAAUCCAGGCCUCAACCCCUCCGGUGGAAACUACCGCUCAAUGGCCUAUUUCGUGAACUGGGCUAUUUACGCCCGACACCAUAACCCCUCAGACCUCCCAGCCUCCCACCUAACCCACAUCCUAUAUGCCUUCGCUAACAUCCGCCCCGAAACCGGCGAGGUCUAUCUUUCCGACACCUACUCCGACCUAGAGAAACACUACCCAACCGACUCGUGGAACGAGCCGGGCGGUGCAACCAACAACGUCUACGGCUGCGUCAAGCAGCUAUUCCUGGUGAAGAAAAAGAAUCGACACCUCAAGGUGCUCCUCAGUAUUGGCGGGUGGACUUAUUCGAAGAAUUUUGCCGCGCCGGCGCGGACAGAGUCGGGGCGGAAGGCUUUUGCGAGCUCUGCUGUGAAACUUAUGGGGGAUUUGGGCAUGGAUGGAGUGGAUGUUGAUUGGGAGUAUCCAGAGAACGACGAGCAGGCAAACGACCUUGUGGAGCUCUUGCGUGAGACGAGGGCGGAACUAGAUCGGUACAGCGCAGCCCACGCACAAGGGAAACACUUCCUCCUCAGCGUCGCCUCUCCAGCUGGCCCAGCAAAAUACCAAGUCCUCCACCUGAAGUCCAUGGACGAGCAUCUCUCUUUCUGGAACCUCAUGGCCUACGACUACAGCGGCAGCUGGGACAAUAUAACAGGACACAGCGCAAACCUGUUUCCCUCCACCUCCAACCCGUCAUCUACGCCUUUCAACACGGACACAGCUAUAACCGCGUACAUUGCGGCCGGAAUCCCGCCCUCGAAAAUAAACCUUGGCAUGCCGCUCUAUGGCCGCGCAUUUACGGGCACAGAUGGGCCCGGCACGCCCUUUGAGAGCGUGGGGUAUGAAGGGUCCUUCGAGCCUGGGAUCUGGGAUUAUAAGGUGCUCCCGAAGGCGGGGGCGGAUGUGGUGGACGCUGAAGAUGUGGGUGCGAGCUUUAGUUAUGAUCCCGCAAAGAGAGAGGUCGUUAGUUUUGAUUCUGUGGGGGUUACUAGGAGGAAAGGUGACUAUGUGAGGGAUAAUGGGCUGGGGGGUGGGAUGUGGUGGGAAAGUAGUGGGGAUCGGAAGGUGGGUGAAGGGAGCAGUUUGAUUGAAACGCUUGUCGACACACUCGGCGGCGUGGACGGCCUCGACAAAUCCGAGAACCACCUUGACUAUCCAGCUUCGCGAUACGAGAAUUUGCGGAAGGGGUUUACGUGAGGGUUUGAAACGAAGGACAAGGUAAAAAGUUGAGAAAUUGGGCGAUACCCUACUAGCAGGAUCUAGUUGACCGUCCUUUGUUCACUCCAACAUAGCCGGACUAUACAAAUUAUUUAUCAAGAUAUCUGGCAUGCAUUCCUAACGCCCUGCUGGC